GAUGUUUGUUCUUGAAGUCGUCGGAUGGAUUUGAUACCCAUUCGAUGAUCGGCUUGGGAUUUGGAGGGUUUUGAUAUCAGGAAUCUGAUAGCAUCUAGUGAUUCCAUGCGCAUAGUGCUCGAGUACCUGGUUCAAGUGAUCCGAACCGCAUUUCAUGCAGAGUCGACUAGUACUAUGGAUGGUUCCCAACGUGCGUCAUACACAAACCACCGAACCACGUGGACCACCGUCUCUAGCUGCACUCUGAUACGCUUCGUGUGCUUGUACAGUGCCAUAUUCCGAGUCUUAUGGACAGAUGUUCCACGACUCAGGCUAUUUCAAUGUUUAACGUCAGAGUAAGGAGCUGCCUGAAAUCUAACGGGCGUGCUGGAACACCUGUAGAGUAAUAUAAAGUUACGCUCGACAUUUUGUCUUGUAUCUGUGCCCGUAUCGAAGUUCCUAUAAUGCGU
Molecule: messenger RNA, 449 nt
Organism: Suillus subaureus
Lineage: Eukaryota; Fungi; Basidiomycota; Agaricomycetes; Boletales; Suillaceae
Exons: 4
Coding region: 106-339 (77 amino acids)
Source: RefSeq, a predicted model, not a curated record